ACCUGUGAUAUAGGCUUCAUCUUUUUAAGGAUCAAUCUGGAUCUGGACCACAAAAGCGCAGCCUCAGUAGUCGCCCUUCGCCCGAUCAUUGAAGACUUCAUCAUGCGAUUCACAAGCGAACCCGAGAGAGCACUGCAGAUGGCAGACAGUGAUGUCACUCUGAAACACGUGAUCAGAAGUCUGUCUACGGCAGAUAGUGUGUUGCUGGAAAGGGGAGGGGCGAGUGGGGGUGGUGCAAUUAAAAGGCCGAUGAUGCAGUCGCCAUUGGGGGGAGGAUAUGGACAGUACGGGCCUUCGCCUCCCAAGGCUACUAUGAUGGAAAGCAGUUACAACAGUGGCGGUGCAAAUCAAAGUUAUGGCGGCUACGGAGAGCCCAGUAGAGGUUAUGCUCCAAGAUUUCCGCCCAGAGCCCAAGGCUACAGUCAAGUGAACUCACAAUUCAGAGGCUCGCCUAGAUACCCCACCCCUCCCAGACCUGGUGGGUCAUUCCGAGGGGCACCCUUUAGACCGGCUCAACCCGGAGACUCGAGUGGGGGCAGUGUCUGGAUUAAACCAGAACCACCUGAACUGAAGCAGGAAAUAGGAAUGAGAUUCCCUCCGCCUGGUCCUAGAGGAGGUUACGGAUCACCCAGGCCCCCAAUUGGAGGAUAUGGAAGAGGCGGUAGAACUGGGGUUGCGGGAGGCUUCAGAGGGGGAUCUAGAGGUCCACCGCCGCCACCAAGUGCAUAUAGGUUCAAUUACAAUCGCUGAAGGAACGUGGAACGUUAUCGGAUAGAAAAGCGGAAGCUCAAUUUAAUGAUGCAAUAUUAUCUCCAUAGUACAAAAAUCUGAACUAUAAAACUACUCAAAAACUUUGGUUGUCUCUUCAAAAUAUUUAAAUUUGAUUCAACUUUCAGUGUUCUAAAGAUAAGGUUUAUUAUUUUUCUGAUGUAAUCAAUUAAUGUUUUAUGGAAAA
Messenger RNA from Symsagittifera roscoffensis, 955 nucleotides. RefSeq lists its product as uncharacterized. NCBI's taxonomy places the organism in Eukaryota, Metazoa, Xenacoelomorpha, Acoela, Convolutidae. The record is from RefSeq and is a predicted model, not a curated record. Bases 103 to 750 code for a protein of 215 amino acids. The transcript has 4 exons.